UCGGUUCGGUCGGUUGGUCCGCUUCCACCGGGAAAGGGAAAACGAAGAAAUAAAUAAACUAUAUAUACAUAUAUAUAUCGUCUGAAUCCCAUGCUUCGCGUGCGUAGAGUUGCCUAUUGUACAUCCGUCUAGAACUUACUAGAAGAAGUCACCGGUUUCGAUUCUGGGGCUGGGGAGCUGUGUAUCUUCUGAAACCCUAGAUGAGCUAAAUUCUGAAGCAUUGUACUAAAAGAAAGAAAAAAAGAAAGAAAUGGUGGCAACAAAUCUCAAAGCAGAGACAAUGAAGCUGAUGGAGCAGAGGAGCGGGAUUGAGGCUGAAAUGAACGUCAUCAUCGAAAAUCUCUGCCGUCCCGGUGGCCCCGGUCUGUCCGGCAACCUCCUUGAUUCCGAGGGAUUUCCAAGGGCUGAUAUCGAUAUUCCUGCUGUGAGAGCUGAACGUCAUAGGCUUGCAGAGCUACGCAAUGAUCAUAAAGAUAUCACAGAGAAAAUAAACCAAAAUAUUCAAGUUCUGCAUUCAGCAAGGCUUACUUCUACGACAACUGAAGAUACAGGUGAUGCAGGGAUGAUUGAUUUAAAUCCUUCUGUAAAUUCUGCCACAAGGGAUGCAUCAAGGGCCAUGGAUGUUGAUGUAGUUGUAAGCAAGCCCUUUGCAGUGGUUGAUGAAAUAACUGAAGGUUCUCCAGCCGCAGAAGACGGUGUACAACUUGGGGAUCAACUUGUGAAAUUUGGAUGUGUGGAAUUUGGUGAAAACCUGUUGCAAAGGCUUGCUGCUGAAGCGCAGACAAAUCAGGGGCGUGCAAUACCUGUGGUGGUUCUCAGGCAGGGUGCUCGGGUUAGUUUAGCAGUUACACCAAGACCAUGGCAGGGACGUGGCUUAUUGGGGUGGCAUAUACAGAUAAUAUAAUUGAUUACGCUGUCGCCUACAGGCUCCACUUGGUAAACUUGAGGCCAUGGAAGUGAAAGGCGUGAAACUUUGACCAUAUAAGAAGGAAAUACUUCUGUCGUGUUCAAACUUCAAAAGUUAAUCUGUCAACAAAAAAUUAUAGCCAUGAUGUUGCUGUACUCAUUAGAUUUAAAGUUACUGUAAACAUAGAUUGCUCAUAGCAGGAUGCGUGGAUUUUUAUUAAAAAAUCUAUAACCUUUUUGGGCAGGCAAA
This is a messenger RNA of Coffea eugenioides, 1156 nucleotides long. Its product is annotated as 26S proteasome non-ATPase regulatory subunit 9-like. The coding region runs from base 251 to 904 and encodes 217 amino acids. The transcript is spliced from 5 exons. NCBI's taxonomy places the organism in Eukaryota, Viridiplantae, Streptophyta, Magnoliopsida, Gentianales, Rubiaceae. Gene Ontology annotation, molecular function: protein binding. The record is from RefSeq and is a predicted model, not a curated record. Gene Ontology annotation, biological process: proteasome regulatory particle assembly. Gene Ontology annotation, cellular component: nucleus; cytoplasm.